UGGUGGUUGCUACAAAAUUACACCCUAUAGUGGCCAGAAUGGGAAAUUUGUCAAAAUAUCCAUCUAAAAAGGAAAGUAUCAAAGUUAUCAGAUGUAUUUUAGUAUGUAGUGGCUGGCAUACGUUGUUGAUCGUCGAAUGUUGAGUAUAAACACCCGAACGCAUUUUUUGUGGGAGGAAACCUCCUGUACGCAUGAUGUUGCAUUCACCAAACAACAUACCAUCCAAAAUGUGACGUUGUACUGUACGCUAGCAUUUGGCGUAGUCUUCUACGCACGAUAGUUGCUUUCACUCAAAUGACAUUUAAAUGGCUACACUGUACAGCACUGUAUAUCGGUGCUCAAAAUGUACGAAUAGUAACAUUGUUUCCAUGUACUUUGUAACAAACCGCGCUUGAGUCGAUUGUUAUUUGUACACGCAUCUAUUUGCCCCGACGUUUUUGACACACAUUUGAAAUGAACGAGGAGGAAGACUUUUUGCAGAAAAUAAGGCUGGGGUUUGAAGAACUCUGUCGAGCUUUGAAUAUGGACGUGGAGGCGAGCAACGAAGCAUGGAGGAGUUACGAAAGCAUAAGAAAAAAAUACACAUUAGAGGGCAGUGACCUACACUGGCUGGCCUGUGCCAUUUAUGUGGCCUGUAGAACACCAGUACCAACAGUGGAUAAGGGUACUGCAGAGGGAAACUACGUCUCCCUGACCCGAAUACUCCGCUGUUCAGAACAAAGCCUCAUUGAGUUCUUCAACAAGAUAAAGAAAUGGCAGGAUAUGGCCAGUCUUCCUCAGGACUUCCGCCAGAGCACGGAGAAGCUGGAGAGAAAUUUCACAGUUUCCGCCGUCAUCUUCAAGAAAUACGUCCCCAUUUUCAAAGCCAUCUUUAAGGCGCCCUCGGAUGAACCGCCCAGAGUCCACAGGAGCCGCAAACAGAGACGCCAUCCCUGCACCGUUGCUGAAGUCUUCAACUUCUGCUGGAUUCUGUUUGUCCACGCCAAAGGAAACUUCCCUAUGAUCAGUGAUGACCUAGUGAAUUCGUACCAUCUCCUUCUGUGUGCUCUGGACCUGGUCUUCUCCAACGCCCUGCUCUGUAAUACCAGGAAGGAGCUGCUCAACCCCAACUUCAAAGGCCUUCCUGAGGACUUCAGCAGUAAGGACUACAAGCCCACUGCAGGGCCUUACUGCUUCAUAGAGCAGCUGUGUGAACUGCAUGAUGGCCUGGUGCUGGAGGCCAAAGGGGUGAAGGAACACUUCUGGAAACCCUUCAUCAGUAGGCUCUUCCAUAAGAAGAUUCUCAAAGGGAAAGAAGAGAGCUUGACUGGCUUCUUAGAUCCUAUGAAUUUUGGAGACAGUUCUGUGUCCAUAGGCCGUGUGUAUGAGGAGCAUGUUCUGGCCACUGGAGGUCUGGAUGAUAGGAUCUUUUUGGGAGAGGGCACCCCAGGCCCCUGUCUCUGUGAGGGAGCGGAGAACCAGGACGCCUCAGCAUACAGACUCUACAACAGUCAGACUGCCUCAGUCCUGAAGGUGUCCACUUCCUUUACGGGUCGUAAUUAUGUCCAGGACAACAGUCUGUGUAUGCCGGUCUCUACUGCCAUGCAGAGUGUUGGUCGACUACACAGCCUGCUCACUGGACUGAAGCGCGGCCCCAGCCGGAGACUCACAGACUUACUGAGGUCGUGUGCCAGAGACCCCAGUGAGGUCAUCUCCACUAGGCUGAAGGACAUGUGUCAGCUCUUCUGCCAGCACUAUGAGGGCAACUGGGAAGAGAACGCAGGACUGGGGAAAGACAUCGCAGUGUACUUCUGCCUGGCAGAGGCGCUCUACUAUAAAACCCUGGAGGCCGUCAUUGACCAGGAGAAGAAGAGACUGGGCAACUUGGAUCUCUCUGGUAUUCUGGAACAGGAUGUGUUCCAGCGCUCUCUGCUGGCCUGCUGUCUGGAGAUUGUCAUCUUCUCCUACCGACCUCCAGGGGACUUCCCACGAAUCAUACACAUUUUCCAGCUCCCUGCAUACCACUUUUAUAAGGUGAUCGAGGUGCUGGUGCGGGUGGAGCAGGGUCUAUUCAGGAAGGUGGUGAAGCAUCUGAACCAGGUGGAGGAGCAGGUUCUGGAGAGCCUGGCCUGGAGGGGGGGAUCCCCGCUGUGGGACAGCGUCAGGGGGGCCAAGAACCAACCACCCUCCUGCCAGGAGGUGAUGCCACCACAGCAUCUGGAGGAUGGGGACGGAGCCGCCCCUCUCACCCCCAGCAACCAUGGCACUGACCUGGGCACCAACCGUGGUGCGAAAGGUGUGUCCACCUCCCCCACUACCAUGUUGGACCGCUACAGCUGCCCCACCACGGGCUCGGCCAGGAGACGGCUGUUUGUGGAUGUGUCCUGCGACGCCCCCUCGGACCCCUCCACCACCAACCUCACUACCAACCUCAGGACCUCCCAGGCCAUCCCUGCUGGACAGACUGUGGUCACCAUGGCAACGGCCACAGUUACCGCUAACAACGGACAGACGGUCACCAUACCUGUGCAAGGAAUAGCCAAUGAGAACGGAGGCAUCACCUUCAUCCCUGUCAAGGUAAGUGUGACGGGACAAGGUACGCUCCAGCCCCUGUCUGCCCAGUCCCUGACUGGCACUUUGACCAGCCAACCACAGACCACCACCACCCUGAAAAGUCCCACUCUCCAGGGCAGCCACGCCGCCGGCAAGCCAAUCGAGAAGCCGGCAGCCCAGGGCCCGUCCAAUAACGGGCCUCAGAAAAAGAGUUCCCUCUCGCUGUUCUUCCGCAAGGUGUACCACCUGGCCAGUGUGCGUCUCAGAGACAUGUGUGCCAAGCUGGACAUCUCUAGUGAGCUGCGGAGGAAGAUCUGGACAUGUUUCGAGUACUCUCUGGUGCACUACACAGAGCUCAUGAUGGACCGACACCUAGACCAGCUCCUCAUGUGUGCUGUGUACGUCAUGACCAAGGUGACCAAAGAGGACAAGUCCUUCCAGAACAUCAUGAAGUGUUACCGCUCUCAGCCCCAGGCUAGCAGCAGCGUCUACAGGAGUGUGUUGAUCUCUGGGAGGAAGAGACAUCACUCAGGAAGCAGUGAGAGAAAUGGACAGAGCUCUCCUACAGAGACCAGCCAUGAGGGAAGUGGAAACAGCAGCCCCGUACCCAUGCGUUCCACCAGCACCCUACCCACCCAUCAGCCUGGCAGCACCCCAUCCACCCCCACCCUGGCCCCCUCCACCUUCCUCUCUACGUCCUCAUCCCUCCCUCCCUCCCAGCAGCAGGAUGAUGAAGGGGGAGUGGUGGUGGGGGGGAGGGUGGAGGAGCGAGGAGACCUCAUCCACUUCUACAACCGGGUCUACAUCAAACAGAUGCGCCACUUUGCCCUGCGCUACUCGCCCAGCUCAUCCUCUGCAGGGCUAGAGUCUCCUCCCCUGUGCCUGUACCCCUCCCUGAGGACCAGCUCCCCUCGCCGGGUCCUCCUGUCCCACAACCACUCCAUCUAUAUCUCCCCCCAUAAGGCUAGUGACAGCCCCCCCACAGCUACCGCACAGGACAAGAUAUUCUACUACAUCUGCAGUGGCCCAGCCAACCGCCUGGCGGAGAUCAACAGUAUGAUCCGCACCGGGGAGACGCCCACCAAGAAGCGCAGUAUGCAGCUGGAGGAGGAGCCAUCUCCCAAGAGGUUGUGUCCGGACAACCAGACAGCCCUCUUCCGCAGGCUACAAGACGUGGCCAACGAUCGUAGCUCCUCCCACUAAGGUUGAACACACCCCCUUCAGAACACACCACUGGCUGAAGUCGGGAGUCACCAUACUAGACUGGCAUGUUAGAAACAAAUAAACUGGCAACAUCAUCAAUAUCAAAAUUGAUGAGGAUACAUUUGUUUUUCAUAAAGGAUAAGAUCUUCUAGUCUAAGGUUAGUAUGAUGGUUUAAUUUCAGAGUUAGCCUAGUGGUUUGGUAGUUAAACAUCAGAUUUUAGGUUACUUCCGUCUCUUCUAGCAUGGCCAGAUUGUGUCCCUUAACACCAUAUUUUUCUAUAUACAGGGAGUGCACAAAAUAUUAGGAACACCUCCUAAUGUUGAAUUGCACCCCCCAUUUUGCCCUCAAAACAGUCUCAAUUCAUUGGGGCAUGGACUACAAGGUGUCGAAAGCAUUCCAAAGGGAUGCUGGCUGAUGUUGCCUCCAAUGCUCCCCACAGUUGUAUCAAGUUGGCUGGAUGUCCUUUGGAUGGUGGACCAUUCUUGAUACACACAGGAAACUUGAGAGUGAAAAUCCCGCCGGCGUUGCAGUUCUUGACACACUCAAAGUGGUGCGCCUGGCAUCUACUACCAUAACCCGCUCAAAGGCACUUCAAUCCACGUCUCAAUUGUCUCAAUGCUUAAAAAUCCUUAUUUAACCUGUCUCCUCCUCUUCAUCAACGUUGAUUUGAAGUGGAUUUAACAUCAAUAACGGAUCAUAGCUUUCACCUGGAUUCACCUGGUCAGUCUAUGUCAUGGAAAGAGCAGGUGUUCUUAAUGUUUUGUACACUGUGUAUGUCCAGAGUCAAAUGAAUGUAUUUUGUCUAGAAUACACAGCAAUUACAGAAUGGACUGCCAUUGGUGUGGAGCUUUGCAAGUUUGUGUAUAUGGUGGAGAAUAAUUCAAAAUCACAUGCAUUUUGAAGUGUAUUCUAUCAGUGUUACUUAACUUGCUCAUGCCCACAAUUUAGCUGUUCAAUAUACUAUGAAUGAAUUCCUUUCAGUGUUUUGAUAUUCUUCUUGAGACAAAAUCCAUCAUUACACUCAUAUUCAGUAUGUAUUUAGGAUUUCAUAUCUCAGAAGUUUAUAAGAUUCGUUUUUUUAUUGAGUUGCGUCAGAAUAGAAGAAAGCACUUAACAAUGACCAUGUUCUUCAAAUAUUUUGUACAUUGUUUGGCCUUGAGUACAUGCAAGCAUUUCAAAUAUGUAUUUUUAAAGCUUUUGUAACACCAGAGAAGAUGACAUGGUGUCGUUAACUCUGCCGGGUUUCUUUUCCAAAGUCUUUUGAGCUUAGUUUUAUUUAGUUAUUUUGUGUAUAAUUGUUUAACAAGGCAAGUCAGUUAAGGACAAAUUCUUAUUUUCAAUGACAGCCUAGGAACAGUGGGUUAACUGCCUUGUUCAGGGGCAAAAUGACAAAUCUUUACUUUGUCAGCUCGGGGAUUCAAUCUUGCAACCUUUUGGUUACUAGUCCAACACUCUAACCACUAGGCUACCUGCCGCCGUAACAUAUUCAUGCUAUUUUUCUAACUUUAGAUAUGUUAGCAAAAAACAGUAACUUUCCAUUUUACCAAUGACAAUACUUAGUAGUAGAAUCACUGACAACAAUAUUUGUUUUCUGUCUCAUGUAGCUUCCAUUAAUUAUAAGGUAAUACUUUUAGUAUCCAAUACAUUUUAUAAUUGUGUUGUUAGUCACAAUGCCAUGUUAUCGUUUUGUUGAUCAGCAACUUAAAAGUCAUGGCAAAUGUCUUUGUCUGAACAUUGUUGUAAAAUAAAUAAAAAAUAAAGCAUAUUAUUUUAUCGUAGGCAGUGUGAUUAGUGCCUUUAUCCGUAUCCGUUAAGCGAUGUAGUACUUGUACAUGUCUUUGUUUAAAUUGUCUUUCCUUUAAAAAUAAUCAUCCUUUGGAAAUAAAAAGAUCUACUUAGGAACCAUACAUAAGUGCCCUUAAUUCAUCACAAGAUGUUAUGUUUGUAAUUGUCAGUAAACUCACCACUAGAUGGUGCUGUAUGUAUAUCCAGUAGUAAAAUACUAUGGUGAGAAGACCUGAGGUCUUUAUAAAGUACAGAAUCACUAUGUCAACACCAUAGUUCAGUGGCUCGUGCCAAAUGGGCCAUUCAAGUAAUCUGUAUUGUCUGUAAUUGUAGACUUCUAUAAUGUGUGAGAAGUAUACAGGAGGACAGGGAUUGUGCUUUAUGUGAAAGUCUUUGUUACUUUUUCAAUUAGGCAUUCAACCGUCUCCACAUGUACAUAUGUCAAUGUUGUUCCUUCUCUUGUGUUGCUAGUGCUUUUGUCUGGGAAUACCAUGAGCCAAUAGUUUAUCAGAUCAUAAUAAUAAGCAUUUUUUCUACAUAACAUCUGAUUUGUAAGGGGGACAGUCCAACCGCAGCUGUUGAAGAUAGCCAGGGCUGAAACCUGACUAGGUCAUAAGCAGCAGGGAGCAUAGCGAUUAAGAGCGUUGGGUCAGUAACCAAAAGGUUGUUGUUUUGAAUCCACGAGCUGACUAGGUGAACAUUUGGUCGAUGUGCCCUUGAGCAAGGUCAAUUAACCCUAAUUGCUCCUGUAAGUCGCUCUGGAUAAGUAUGUCUGCUAAAUUACUCAAAUGUAAAUAAGCAAUGUGCCAUGAUCCCAUCUCUUAACUUCAAUGGUACAGAAUACAAAGCAACCUGUUCAUGCUCUUGAACUGAAAUAUGUCACGGUUACGAUAAUCAUAACAGGGACAGUGGUGUGUUAUGUUGUGACUUUGACAAAGCUCUGUCCACAGCAAAGAUACCUGGGUAAAAGAUACAUGCAAUAAACCCAACUAAAAUGCAUUCACACAACAAAAUGGGACUAUGGCUAUGUCACAGAUGUAACUAAUUGCCUAUAAUUUAAAUGAAUUAAUUGACUAUUUAAGUGGUCAUCUGUACUAUAUUUAACCCUUUGUUCUGUCUUGUUGAGAAAGUGGUGAAUGUAUUUGACAGACAAAAACACUACAAGGAAAGCAGACGGCUGCUUCCUGGGCUGCACCACUUCCUGUGCUUUUCACUUAUUUUCUUUUGAACCGUUUUAUUUGCAUGGUUUAUUGAAUGCUUGUUUCUGAGAAUGUGUGAAUGUGUUCAGAUAAUUCCCCGGCUGAGAGGUGAACAACUGUAUAAACCAUUCUAUUAUUUAUUAAAUGUGUACUCUUUUGUGUUA
This is a messenger RNA of Oncorhynchus kisutch (coho salmon), 6885 nucleotides long. RefSeq names its product retinoblastoma-like protein 2. The transcript has 21 exons. The record is from RefSeq and is a predicted model, not a curated record. Gene Ontology annotation, biological process: cell differentiation; negative regulation of G1/S transition of mitotic cell cycle; regulation of transcription by RNA polymerase II. Bases 454 to 3735 code for a protein of 1093 amino acids. Gene Ontology annotation, cellular component: chromatin; transcription regulator complex; nucleus. NCBI's taxonomy places the organism in Eukaryota, Metazoa, Chordata, Actinopteri, Salmoniformes, Salmonidae. Gene Ontology annotation, molecular function: RNA polymerase II transcription regulatory region sequence-specific DNA binding.